This is a messenger RNA of Mercenaria mercenaria, 5461 nucleotides long. Its product is annotated as translation initiation factor IF-2, mitochondrial-like. The transcript has 16 exons. Lineage: Eukaryota; Metazoa; Mollusca; Bivalvia; Venerida; Veneridae. The coding region runs from base 131 to 2362 and encodes 743 amino acids. Gene Ontology annotation, molecular function: translation initiation factor activity; GTP binding; GTPase activity. Gene Ontology annotation, biological process: translational initiation. The record is from RefSeq and is a predicted model, not a curated record.
UGUAUAGUUCUUGAGGUGAAUAGUUGAAGUUUUACGUAUAGCGAUAAAAUUCAGGUUCAUGAUAAUGCAACACAAAUAUAUUGGUAUUAUCUAAUCACUAUGUUUGUUUGGGCAAAAAAAUGUUUUCAAGAUGAGUGGAUUUCUAACUAGAGGAUUACUGUCCACGUACCACAUAUCCAAAGAUCCUGUCAUACGAUGGCUUAGUCUACUGAGAACCCUUCAACACUAUUCAUCUCAGUCAAAUAUUGUCACACCAUGUCAACAUCACAGCAGGCAACUACAUGUGGGUAGUGUAAAGCUGAAGACCUUUAAGAAACAACAAAAUGAAUGGAAGAAAGUGGACAAGAAAGUUAAAUGGGCAUACCUUAAACCUCACAUGACAGUCACAGAGGUGGCAAGGAGACUGAGUGUUCCACUGGAUGAUGUUCUGGAAAGCUUACAGGUGAUUACAGAGGAGAAAUAUGACCCAGAACAAGAAGUGAAAGAUGCAGAUACGUUAGAAAAAGUUGGUUUGAUGUUAAAGCGAAGGUUCAAGAUUGUCACUGACAAAAAAUCUAGUCCAGAUAAACAAGCAGAACAAGUUGAAGAUAAAGUUAUAAAGAAGCCAUUGGAAAAGGAUAUAGAGAAACAAGGACCACCUGACCCUGAUAAAUUAGUGUAUCGUCCGCCGGUUGUAACCAUUAUGGGACAUGUAGAUCAUGGCAAGACAACAUUGUUGGAUGCAUUAAGAGAGUCAAGUGUUGUAGACCAGGAGUUCGGAGGCAUCACACAACAUAUAGGAGCAUUCAAUGUGAAACUACCAAGUGGACAUUCAAUCACCUUUCUCGACACACCUGGUCAUGCUGCAUUCUCGGCGAUGCGUGCACGUGGAGCGUCAGUCACAGAUAUAAUUGUUCUUGUAAUAGCUGCAGAAGAUGGUAUUAUGCCACAAACGAUAGAAUCUAUCAAACUAGCUCAGGCCGAAAAUGUACCCUUAAUUGUUGCCAUAAACAAGAUAGACAAGUAUGAAGCCAAUAUUAACAAGACAAAGAACAUGUUAGCACAGUAUGGAGUUGUUGUAGAAGAGUAUGGUGGAGAUGUACAGGCAGUUCCCAUCUCUGCUCUUAAGAAAACUAAUCUAGAUAAACUUGAAGAAUCCAUCACAACUCUCGCUGAACUUUUAGAGCUGAAAGGUGACCAAGUUGGAAUGGUUGAGGGAUAUAUUGUAGAAACUCGAACUGACAUAGGGCGAGGGAAAAUGGCAACAAUUUUAGUUCAGAGGGGCAGUCUUAAAAAAGGUGAUAUUCUGAUAGCUGGAACUACAUGGACUAAGGUACGCAAUAUGUAUGACAGCAAUGGGAAAAUUAUAGAGCUAGCCACACCAUCCAUGCCUGUGGAGAUUGGUGGAUGGAAAGAGCUUCCACUUAUAGGAGAUGAGGUCCUUCAGGUUGACACAGAGAAAAGACUUAAAAAAGCUAUAGAAUAUAGAGUAGAGAAGAAAUUGGCAGAAAAAGAAGAACAGGACUUUAAUGCAAUAGAAGAGAAGCGUAGAGAAGAAAGGGAGACAUAUGUCAAAAAGAGAGCAGAAAAAUUUGAAUAUAUGAAAAGUCGUGGUUUUAGGAGACCAGCUUUUGCCAGUUUAACGUCGGUAGAACGAUUGAUGAAUGAUGGUGCCCUAAUAGAAAAUCCAGAAAAAAUAUCAGCUAUACCUACAUUCUACCUUAUCAUAAAAGGUGAUGUAGCUGGGUCAGUUGAAGCCAUUUUAGAUACACUAGCAACAUUUAAGUCUGAGGUUUGCAACAUAGACAUUCUACACAGUGGAGUUGGUAAUGUUACCCCAUACGAUCUGGAACUGGCAGAAUUAUUUGAAGGUGUUAUUUAUGCAUUCAAUGUCUCAACUGAAUCCCAACAGACAGAACAUCAGAAAGUAGAAAUUAAAAGUCAUAAUGUAAUAUAUCAUCUCUUUGAUGACCUUAUACAGAUGAUUAAUGAUAGAUUACCAGAUGUAACAGAGGAAGAGGUCAUUGGUGAAGCUAAAAUCUUACAGGAGUAUGUGUACACAGAGAAAAAGAAAGAUAAAAAGAAACAAAUUGCUGUAGCUGGUUGUCGAUGUUUAUCAGGAAGUCUGGAAAAGAAACAUUUGUUUAAAGUUGUCCGCAAUGAUGAUAUCAUAUAUGAUGGUAAAUUAUCAUCUUUGAAACACCAUAAAGAAGAAGUCAGUUCUAUAGAGACCAAUCAGGAGUGUGGGAUAUGUUUUAAUGGUGAAACUGUUGUAAGCUUCAAGGCUGGUGAUACUGUGAUCUGCUAUAAAAAUGUACAAAAAACACAGACUUUAGACUGGGAACCUGGCUAUCUACAUAAUGUUUCACAGAAACUUUAUUAAUAUGGUAUGAUAUUGGUAGACAAAAUACAACUGGAACUUGAUUAUCUUUCCAUCAUCAAAGCCAGAAGGACAUCACAAAACUUCACGAAUUCUCACUGUAUUAAAACUGGAUUUGUUAGAUUAUUGUAUUAAAUUUAAAUGCACUGAUAUACUUUGAUAUGGAUCCUUUCUUCUUUUCAGUUUGUUUUCAGCUUACUACAGACUGACAUUUCCAGUCCCAGAACAGUAUACUAGCAUGAGGUUCUUUCACUAGUUGUAGGUACAGAUGGGUACAUCUACCCCUAGGGUAAUUGUUUUAAUGGUGGCCAGACUUUGCCAAAUUACUGCUUUUCAAAUCUCAACAUACAACCAGUGAUAGAUUCUUUUUCUUGCAUAUUUAACUACACAAAUAACAGACAAAAAACUCCAAAGAUUAGUUUUCUUUAUAGCCUUGUUAUACCUGUCCACAGGUACUGUUUUGCCCUUUAUCUGUAUGUCAGUCUGUCUACAGGUCAGUAAACAAUAAUUGGUUUCUUUUCAAUGAUUAGAUGAUUAAAGAAUGCUUGAUUUCACAAUGGUAAACUUCUUAGGAUGACUGCACGAUUUCCUGUGGUCAGCUAAUGACUACGAUUGUUUUGGUGGUCAGAUGUCAAGGUCACAGUGACCUUGCGACUUAAAAGAUUUCUUCUCAAUAACUAAAGAAUGCUUUGGAAUAUAAUUGUCAAACUUUGUAGCAUGAUUGCCUAGGAUCUGUUGAUGACUCCUAUUGUUUUGCGAGCCAAAGGUCAAGUUCACACUGACCUUGAAAAUGAAAACAGUUCCCACUCAGUAACUAAAGAAAACUGGCCUACAGUCAUCAAACUUCAUAGGAUGAUUGCCUGUGGUCAGUAGAUGACCCGCAAUAUUUUGGGACUAGUUGGAUAAAGGUCAAGGUCAUUGACCUUGUGACUGAAACCAUUUCCACCUGAUAAGUAAAGAACACUUUGGCCUGCAAUUGUAAAACUUCAUAGGAUGAUUGCCUUUGGUCAGUAGACAACUCCUAUCAUUUUGGGAGUCAAAAGAUCCAAGGUCAGAUUAAUCUUGCCAAAGUAACAAUUUCUCAUUAACAAUUAAAUGACAUCUAAUACUUUUUAAGUUGCUAUUCAAAGAAUAAGUAGAGGUAUUGGACUUGCCCAUGCGUUGGCGUCUGCAUCCCGAUUCGGUUAAGUUUUUGUAUGUAAACUGGUAUCUCAGGAACCACUUGUGGGAAUGGAUUGAAACUUGACACACUUGUUUACUGUGAUAAACUGACUUACUCUGCAUAGGUUCCAUAACUCUAUUUUGCUUUUUUACAAAAUUAUGCCCCUUUUUCCUCUUAAAUAGUACAGAAUCCUAGAACAGUGGUUCAGUUAACUAGUCCUAAGUAAAUUACUGAAAUACAUAUACUGUAAAACUAUGACCCAAGACAAAGCAAAGAUAGCAACUGGGAAAAUGAUGGAAUUUACUACCCGGUAAAUAAAAACUGAACAUUGGGAUUGAAAACUAAAUUUCUUUAAUAGUAGGGAUGGGAACGAAUACUGAAAUCAAUAUUCGAAUAUUCGGUUUGCCAUAUUCGAAUAUUCGGUUAGUUUUAAAGGAAGCUUUAAAUUCUUAUUAAGUGAUUGGCAUAUACACAACGUAUUCAUUUGUUUAAAGUGUGGCUCAUCGUAAAUAAGGCCAAAAAAAUGUUUGUUUCGGGUAACCCGAUCCUACAUAGCGAAACCCGCUGAUCCUAGCGUUUUAUUUCACGAUUCUGUCAGUAUAAUCAUGAACAUAUUUAACUAAUUCAGUGUUUUAGCUUCAAAAUGAUACAAAAAAUCAAAACGAUUAUAAUUUAGACCAUUUAUUAAUUUAAUAGUAACAAAGACAAUCACUGACAGCUUGCAGUUGGACUUGUUAUCUCGAAAAUUUACAGCUGUCUCAAAGACAUUUCAAGUCGCCGGCCAAAAACGUGCACAAAAUUGUCAUUUUAAGUCGAAUUUUGGUUGUGUCAAAGUAAAACGUUCAAUCCCUUGAAGUUCUAAAUAUAGAGGUCUAAAUGUAUUUUCAAUACUGUACAGUCUAAUGCUGUAUUUUCAAUACUGUACAGUCUAAUGCUGUAUUUUUAUGCCCCCGAAGGGAGGCAUAUAGUUUUUGAACCGUCUGUCAGUCGGUCUGUCAGUCUGUCCGCAAUUUUCGUGUCCGGUCCAUAUCUUUGUCAUCGAUGGAUGGAUUUUCAAAUAACUUGGCAUGAAUGUGUACCACAGUAAGACGACGUGUCGCGCGCAAGACCAAGGUCCGUAGCUCAAAGGUCAAGGUCACACUUAGACAUUAAAGGAUAGUGCAUUGAUGGGCGUGUCCGGUCCAUAUCUUUGUCAUCAAUGGAUGGAUUUUCAAAUAACUUGGCAUGAAUGUGUACCACAGUAAGACGACGUGUCGCAUGCAAGACCCAGGUCUGUAGCUCAAAGGUCAAGGUCACACUUAGACGUUAAAGGAUAGUGCAUUGAUGGGCGUGUCCGGUCCAUAUCUUUGUCAUCGAUGGAUGGAUUUUCAAAUAACUUGGCAUGAAUGUGUACCACAGUAAGAUGACGUGUCGUGCGCAAGACCCAGGUCUGUAGCUCAAAGGUCAAGGUCACACUUAGAUGUUAAAGGAUAGUGCAUUGAUGGGCGUGUCCGGUCCAUAUCUUUGUCAUCCAUGGAUGGAUUUUUAAAUAACUUGGCAUGAAUGUGUACCACAGUAAGACAAAGUGUCGCGCGCAAGACCCAGGUCCGUAACCCAAAGGUCAAGGUCACACUUAGACGUUAAAGGUCAUUUUUCAUGAUAGUGCAUUGAUGGGCGUGUCCUGUCCGUAUCUUUGUCAUUCAUACAUGGAUUUUAAAAUAACUACGCAUGAAUGUGUGACACAGUAAGAUGACGUGUCGCGUGCAAGACCCAGCUCCGUAGGUCAAAGGUCCUAAACUCUAACAUCGGCCAUAACUAUUCAUUCAAAGUGCCAUCGGGGGCAUGUGUCAUCCUAUGGAGACAGCUCUUGUUGUUGAAUGUUUUGAAAGGGUAAUUACCCUUUCCAUAUAUUUAUUGAAAAGAUUUGUUAAUGAAAUUGAAUAAAGAAGAAAAUCUGAAAA